Capronia coronata CBS 617.96 is the source of this 3831-nucleotide messenger RNA. RefSeq lists its product as uncharacterized. The record is from RefSeq and is a predicted model, not a curated record. Bases 1 to 3831 code for a protein of 1276 amino acids. The transcript has a single exon. NCBI's taxonomy places the organism in Eukaryota, Fungi, Ascomycota, Eurotiomycetes, Chaetothyriales, Herpotrichiellaceae.
AUGUCGCUCUCGAACACACAAUCUCCUAGUCCUCGGAGGCCUGUUCAGCACGUUCCUUUGUUGACUACACCCAAGUCAUUCCCACCGACCUCAUCACUGAAUGGGAGCCACCGCCGCGGCGCAAGCAUAACAUCAAAUCCUAUCCACAUCUUAGAAAAAACGCAGCAGGUCAGCGACGAGCUGGACUGCUGGCCUUCAGAUCCGACCUUCAAUCUCCCAGUUGCCAGCCCCGGAGCGAUACAGCAACCCACAAACCUGUUCAGCUUCGAAGAGGACACAUCUCAUCACGACUCUUCCUUUGACGACUUCCUGACUACAGAAUGCUCGUCGGACAACCACGUCAGCGAACAUACUACCCCUCAAGAGCUUAUUUGGGAACGGCAGUUUGUGUUCCAAGAGACGUCUCAACCUCAAAUGAGUGAUUAUGGCCACCGCGGAUACGUGACGGGCCAAGGGCUCCAAAGAGAUGACUACCCCGAAUUGCGAGGAAUCUCCAACAAGGUUGUAUCUGGACAAGAGUUGCCGAAUCCAAAGUUGGGUAUAUCGACGGUACACUCUCCGCGUGUGUCAGGGGAUGCAUCAUUGAUCGAGAAUCCAUCCGUGCCCGGCUCCUUCAUGCUCUUUGGUCAGAAAGGAGCGUCUCAAAACCUGACGGUCGCGACGACUGUGGGUCGCGUCCAAUCUCCCAAUCACGAAGGAGCUCGUUGGCAAGCUCCCUCGCCCAAUCUCCGUGCUCCUAGUCCGGUCGUGAUGGUGUCCAGCUAUGAGGCGACCGACGCAGAUCAUGAUGUGCUGUCAUAUGAGGUUCAAAGUUCCAGUAAGCGCAGCCGUGACGCCGAGGGCUUCGAGAAUGAAGAUAACGGAGCCGGUGCCGAAAUGGGUUGUGGAGACAUUGCCGACUCAUCUCACUUGGUGCUCCCCUGCCCGGUUGAUAGUAGCAGUGCACGUACUGAUCUCACGCAAAGGACCGGUCUGGAGCCAUCCCAACGAAGCGACGACGUGGUUCUGUCAAUUAAAGAUAUCGACGAGCAACGCCAACGAGAUGAACGCAACGCCGAGGUGCAAACUUGGCUUGAAACAAGCGAUGCUGGCAGCGAACCGGACAAGGAUUCUUCUGCAGGAUAUAUACGCCGCCUACCUUCUGGUACGCGGCGCCGUGCUCAUACCACCGGCCGCGUGGAUGUUCUUGGCCGGGUCUACUGUGACCAGGACAUCCCUGGGCCGGGUGUACUGGUGGAGGUGGAAUCGGACGAUGAGUACUCGGACGAAGUGUCCGUAACCUCGUCGCAGGUCAUGGGCCAUACUGCGCAUAUUCUUGAUGCUUAUUACAAGUCGGACUCGCCACAGAUGUCGCCGCAGGCGCUUUAUAGCCGUGACUCGCCGGAGAAGACUUCCUUGCCUACGCUUGAGGACGAAAUACCCCCGGAGAUGCAAGAGCCUCUUCCCCGACAAUUCUACAGACGCGGCCCAUGGCAGGAUCCUGUGCGAGGUCCAGUGAGUGAUGUGAGAGAUCAACCAUACACAUCGAAUGCGGCUGCCUAUAGGUUCAAUCAAGAAGUAGUCAAGUGGGAGACCGCCUCGAGAGCGGCCACGUGGGGAACGCGACGGCGUCUAAGCGAAAGCGAGAUACGCUCCAUCGUGGAGGGGAGUCAAGUGCGACAUCUGUCUCUCUCGAAGCGCGGGCGGGAACGAGGCAAUAGUAUCCUGAACAAGGCUCGAGGGCUGUUGCCCCGCCGCAGCAGCAGCAAUGUGAAGCCAGAGCCGUCGGGAGAAGCUUCGGAAUCCUCCCCGAAAGGACAUGCUCAUCGAACCUCGUUCGGGACCAUUAAACAUGUGCAAAGGAAGCCCAGUUUCGGUAACAAACCGAAGUCACCCCCACUGAACACGGGCAGCGCGUUGAUGGCAAUGACCGGGCAGCUCGCCGCAAUUGGGCGAGGCACCCCAAUGACGCAGGAUCCCGAGUCAUAUCACUCCUCGGGACCGUUGCAAGCUCUGAAAAAACAACGCUCCAAGAGUGACGUGUCCAAGCACGGCAAGACUUCUACACCAGGGUUGACGGAACUGAUGACAAGACACGGGGGACCACCCAUCCCAACACUGGCAUCUCCCAUGCAUGAACGCGAACCCAUCGUUGCUGCGCAGGUAAUUGACAACGAAGAUGCGGCUGCGGACGACGACGAUGACGAUCAGGCGGACGAGGUCGCCAUCCGAAUGGACCUCGAGAUCCGCGCCGAGGACAUCACACCAACUCUGGAGGGCUUCAAAGACCAUGUGCGGAGGCUCAAUCCUCGUCUGGAGCCAUAUCUGAUUGAGCGGGUUGGACAGGAGCAGACCCGACGGUACAAGAAGCUGGUGGAGAACAAGAUCAAACACACCCGGGCUGUUCAAAUGAGCCACAAGUGUCCAUCUGGGAAGUUUUGUUUUGAACUGGGAGGGGAGGCGGUGCUUCUGGCACCUCGAGCAAGCUCGAAGGACCGGGACGCGACUCUCACCCAAUUCCAAGUGUACAAUCUUGGCGACCACGAGAUUGAUGAGUCGAACUUUACGGAAGGGAUUGUCACUCCUGCCCUCUUCCCUCCCGGGAUCCCGUUACCGCCGGCCAACCGACUGCCGGCGGAAUUUGAAUGUUCGCUGUGUUUCAAGGUGAAGAAAUUCCAGAAGCCGUCGGACUGGACCAAGCAUGUGCAUGAAGACAUCCAGCCCUUCUCCUGUACCUUUCCCCAUUGCACGGAAUCCAAGUCAUUCAAACGCAAAGCGGACUGGGUGCGGCACGAAAACGAACGACACCGUCACUUGGAAUGGUGGAAGUGCAGCAUCCAGGAAUGUUCGCACACGUGCUUCCGGAAGGACAAUUUUGUGCAACACCUUGUACGCGAGCAUAAGAUGAAGGAGCCUAAGGUCCGAAGCCGGGGAUCUGGCAGCAGCAAGAACAAGGCCGUGAACAAUACCGCCUGGUCGAUCGGGCAAGAGGACACGGAGCUGUGGAGCUUCGUUGACUCUUGCCACCGGGAGACCAGCAACAAGUCCCGGGACGAACCCUGUCGGUUCUGUGGGAAUGUGUGUUCGAGUUUCAAAAAGCUGUCGGUACACAUGGGCAAACAUAUGGAACAGAUUGCCAUGCCUGUGCUGAAACUAGUCAAUAUGCGUGAAGUGGCGCCCGACACCAUCAUCAGUCCUAUUGACCAGACGCCGACGACAGCCUUCACGUUUGCAACAGGCCCCGGGGCGAUGCACACGAUGGACGGCAACAGUCUUUCUCCGUAUCCUGCGAGUGCGGCCUCGGCGUACCAGACAUCGUCAGCAGGACAGUCGCCCGCAUCGGUGCCUCGGCGGACUCGAAACGGGGGAUAUCAUUUCGAGCGUGGCUUUUACAGUCCGCACGCGUUGCCCUCGGUGGUGCAAGGGCACAUGACAGGUCAAUCCUAUGAAGGUCCGGUCGGUCCGGCAUCACAGUCGCACGUGUACAUUGGGCCUUCAAACUACAUGCAGCCCGGGGACGUGGGACACCAGCACGACUACAAUGUCUCCCCGCAGAGUGCGACGGUGACUCCACGUUCGCAGCUGGUCACGAGCGGAUAUAACCAACACUUCUUCGAUCUAACGGGCUCAGAUUACGCGCAAGGGCCAAUGGCCGGUGUGUACCCGAGUGUGCAUGUGACGCCCGGGUUUGGCGCGCAAUACGGCUCGCCGAUGCUGCACGACCCUUCAGGCCAUUCGCCCAUGGCAGUGGACAGCAGGUCCGGGCUCGGGUUACAGACGAUGAAUCAGAACUAUACAUUCGGAACGGCUGGCCAUGAGGACGCAGGUCCGCACAUUCAGUACACACAGUGA